AUGGUUGCCACGUACUUUCCGGCUCUCUUCCCCAAGAUCGCCGCUCUGGGGCUGCUCUCGCUGUCCCCUGAUCAGGAACUGUGUGUGACCUACACACAGUUCACGGAUUCUACCAAUGAACUAGAGGCUGUACGGUAUACGCAAUGCAAAAGUACGGAACUCACGUCCGGCAAGCCGGCAGGGUAAGUUUUUCGAGUUUUUGAAGGUUUAUUUUUUAUUUUAGGAGUUUAGUUGGUGUUUACAAAGAGUUUGGUAUAUUUUUCAAUGUUUUUGUUAUGCCACGUUUUUAUUUUUGUUUUAUGACAUUUUAGAGUAUUCAAAAAGGACUCCCCUAAGUACAAAUUGCUGCAGCUAUACCCGGUGAACACGGCACUCGACUCGAUCGUCUAUAGUGGUUUGUGGAUUGCUGAUGAGUAAGUUACUUUUUCUCCGAUGAUAGUGUUCCAUCUUUUGUUAUGAAUAUUGAGCGUUAAACUAGAAAUACAUAUUUUGUUUUUAGUAAAGAUCAGUUAUCUGGGCUGUGGCUGUUAAAAGUGGCACCAGGUGAACCCAAGGAAUUGAAAAAAUAUACGGAUGUUAAGGAACGUCAAUUCGGUGUCGGUAAUGGUCAUGUCUUUUAUCAAGAUUGCCAAAAAACCGAGGUGAGAAAGCACUUUGACAUGGCCAAUGCAGGCGAAGCAGUCAAUAUGACCCAUGAAGGUUUGACCAUCUGUGGUAAACCAGAAUUCGGCCUGACUAAUGAUGGACUUGUGUGGACGAAGCCAGAGGGCUGUUGGAAAUUGGAUGGGAACGACCUGAAACCUUCGGGUUGUUCAGAUGUCGCUGAGCUGGUCUUCACUAUUGUAGGUUUUUACUUUGUAUUUUUAAGCUUUUUUAUAUUCUUCAACAGGUUUUGUGGGUUUUAGUUGCUUUUUCAUUUAAAAAUUUAAUUUUUACUUUAAACUUUGAAAUUUAGUAUAAAUUUUAUUGAAAUCUAAUUGAAAUUUUGAUUGUUAAUGUUCCAGGAAGCCUUGGUGAACAUGGAUCCCACGAUCUCCCAAGAUGUGGACCAGUCCGACUUGAAGACGCUCCUUGUCUUGGUUCACAGCCAGUAAGUUGAAGUUUGAUUUUUGAAAAAUUAUUUUUUGUCAUUUUUACUCAUUUUCUUAUUUUUACCUUAAUUUUUGAAAACUACACUUAUUUUUCAGGCUCGCUCCACAGACCACCACCACCAUCACCACCACCCCGACGGAUGACACUGAUAGUUUGGAUGAUACUGAAAGUGAAUUCAGUGGAAAUACGACCAGGCCUCCUUACACGGGCGAGUAAGUUGAUUUUUUAAUUUUUGUGUUUUUUGAAGAUUUUGUUAAAAAUUUUGAUUUUUGAAGUUUUUGAAAAUUAAAAAAUUGAAACGAUCAAAAUUUGCAUAGACUUUAGGCGUCAAACAUAGUUUUGUAUUUUAAUUUAUUUUUUAAAUUUUUUGAUUUCAGCCUGCUCGACAAGGUUGGCUGGGCCGUCAGUUGGAUAACGAUCAUCGUUAUCACUUUCUUAACGUUUGUUUUCGGUUUCUAUCUUACCGACUGUUGCAAACACUUGCCGAGGCGACUCCCACUGCCUGAUGAAUACCGCAAGAGACACUCGUCUACUUCCUCAAACAGCAGCACUUCCUCAUACACCGGCAAUUCCUCAGGCACCAGCACUCCCUCAGGCACCAACACUCCCUCAGGCACCAGCAAAGACCCCGUCUCCAAGAUCAGCAACCCCAGCAAUUCCAAGUCUGGCACGGGAAAGAGCAGAAAGUCGUCUGGAUCUUCCGGAACAUCGACCAAUUCCAAGAAGCGCGGCAAGUCCAAGAAGUCCACAGGAAAAGAGGAUGACACAGAAUUUCCGGGAGAAUAUGUCGCAAUUGAGGAGUUCCAAGUGGCAACCCCGUCUGGAAAACACACCAGAACCGAGACGCGUGAACACACAAUCCCCCGUGGCUAA
Bursaphelenchus okinawaensis is the source of this 1965-nucleotide messenger RNA. NCBI's taxonomy places the organism in Eukaryota, Metazoa, Nematoda, Chromadorea, Rhabditida, Aphelenchoididae. The record is from the annotation of a GenBank genome assembly.